CAACGUCUACAGUAUCAAGGAAAAGGAGAUUCUCCCAAUACAUCUGACAACAAAGAAGAUGGAGAAACAUGCAAAUUUGUUGUAUGCAGGAUCCGCGCGACGAUAAUGGACACUUCGCGUACAUCAAAAACUUAUCCCGUCUUGUGAGCUCGCAACUAAGUAAAAAAGAACACAAGAAAUACUUUUGUGAUCGACGGAUGAACGAUUGCGCCAUCCGACUGCCGAAUGAGGACGACAAGUGGCUCGACUACAAGAACUACUGCAACAAAGAACGACUUCCAUUCAUCGUCUAUGCAGAUCUUGAGUGCAUACUGCGAAAGAUGGAGCCGAAAAGAGAAAACACGUCGUACACAUAUCAACAGCAGCACAAGGUAUUUAGCGUAGGAUAUUAUGUGCGAUGCUCGUACGACGAUGCGUUAUCGGCGUUUCAAUUUCGUCGCGGCGAAGACUGCGUUGCAUGAUUC
Molecule: messenger RNA, 464 nt
Organism: Pogonomyrmex barbatus (red harvester ant)
Lineage: Eukaryota; Metazoa; Arthropoda; Insecta; Hymenoptera; Formicidae
Source: RefSeq, a predicted model, not a curated record